Molecule: messenger RNA, 1595 nt
Organism: Somion occarium
Lineage: Eukaryota; Fungi; Basidiomycota; Agaricomycetes; Polyporales; Cerrenaceae
Source: the annotation of a GenBank genome assembly
GUUGUUUGCAUCCGUGUCUUUAGCUCCAAUUCUUCAUUUCCGCACACCAAAGUGAUUCUACAAUGAUUUUAUAGCCUAACACUUACUCUUUUUCAAUUGCUACCAUUAUGCCACCAAAAUCCAAAACCAAGGCCACCAAAGGCGGAAAGAAGGCGUCUGGACAAAAAUCCAAGGCGCAAUCCACAGGAUCUACGCGAUCACAACCUUCACCACGGAAGAAAGGUUCCGAACCCUCUGAGUCUGACGCUUCAGACGAACCUCUGAGCGAAGAUGAUACCGAAGAAGUAGAUGACAGUGACGCCUACCAAUACUCUGCGCGCGAAGAAGAGGACGACGAAGCAUCGUUGCACAGUGACGCUUUGGAUGAAGUCGAAGAUAUCCGCCCCGCUAAAGAUACCACCUCACGCAAACGCACACGUAAUUCGGAUACAAGGGGAGCAGCCAAGGCGUCUCCGGCGAAGAAAGGUAAGACCAAGAGCUCGCCGAAGAAGAAACGCAAGACCAAGGGUAGUGACGCGGAGGAUGACGAUGACCUGGAGUUGGAAGAAGGCCAGGAGAUCGUCGGUGUGGUCGUGCAAGCUCCAAAGACCGGGCGAGUUCCGCCUGGUCAGAUAUCCCAGAAUACGUUCAAUUUCUUGUCAGACCUGAAGACACCCGAGUGUAAUGAUCGAGAAUGGUUCAAGCUUCAUGUCCUUUGUAGAACCGGUCUACCGUGUCGCCGAGAAAGAGUGGAAAGACUUCAUCGACGAAUUCACAGUUCUCUUGACCGAAGCGGACCCUCAGAUCCCGCCCCUCCCUCCAAAGGACGUCAUACAUCGAAUAUACCGCGACAUCCGGUUCAGUAAUGAUAAGACGCCGUACAAGACAAACUUUUCUGCUAGUUUCUCCAGGAGUGGGAGGAAGGGCAUUUUUGCCGGAUAUCAUAUUUGCAUUUCACCAGGUGGCCAGAGUCUCAUAGCAGCAGGGUCGUGGCAGCCAGGCAAGAAUGAACUCAGUACCAUCAGGAAUAACAUCCUCCGUUCCUCGAGACGCCUCCGUGAGAUCAUUUCAGACCCUACCUUCGUCGGCUUGUUCGGUGAACCAAAACCCCAUCCGAAAGGCCUCCGAAGGAAUAUAUUCGGAAUGGAAGAUGAGUUGAAAGUCGCACCGAAAGGUAUCGAUAAGAAUCACAAGGACAUCGAUCUAUUGAAAUGCCGUUCGUUUGCCGUCCUUCACUAUUUCACGGACAAGCAAGUACUGCAAGAGGAUUUCAAAGAAGAGUUGGCGAGAUUAGUCACUCUUCUCCGUCCCUUCGUGCAUUGCAUCAACGAUUUGAUGACGCUCCAGAAUGGAGACCAGGACUCGAGUUCUGAAGAUGGGGAAGACGGCGAAGAAGACGAGGAUCAGGAUGAUGAAGGUGAACAAUCCUGAAAAUAAGUACCCCAUGAUUGAUAUCUUGGCUACAACGGUUAUGGCUUUCUUGCACGACUUGUAUAUGUACCUCUAUAGGUUUGGGACUUUUGGAUUAUAGUAAUGAAUGGAUGGUAUAUAUACCCUGAUUUUAGCGUACACAAUGGGAUCACCGUACAAAUCGAAGACAACACAUAACGGUGCCA